Molecule: messenger RNA, 591 nt
Organism: Wyeomyia smithii (pitcher-plant mosquito)
Lineage: Eukaryota; Metazoa; Arthropoda; Insecta; Diptera; Culicidae
Gene: RpI12
Product: DNA-directed RNA polymerase I subunit RPA12
Exons: 3
Coding region: 2-493 (163 amino acids)
Biological process (GO): DNA-templated transcription; termination of RNA polymerase I transcription
Cellular component (GO): RNA polymerase I complex
Molecular function (GO): zinc ion binding; DNA-directed RNA polymerase activity; nucleic acid binding
Source: RefSeq, a predicted model, not a curated record
UAUGUCAAUUUUGCUCAUUCGUUUUAUUUUUUUUUUGCAAAGUGUACCAUCUUUACUUGAACCUCACAGGCCAACGAAUUUUGUUUAUAGGAUUCGCAAUAUUAUAGUUUCAAUCCACUCUUUUCAAACAAUUGACAUGGAAGGCUCUCACACACCCGGAUUUUGUCCAGACUGUGGAUCUAUAUUGCCACUGCUGCGGAUGACGGGAAACGUGACUUGUUACACUUGCCACAAAAGUUACAAUGAAGCAGUGUUUGGAUCCAUGAAUAUGGAAUACACCAUCCAAUUCAACUCGUACGAGAACAAAAAAUCCGAUAAGCAAGAUACGCCUGGUGAAGAAGAUGCCGAGGGACCCAUCGUGUCACGGCGAUGUCCCAACUGUGCACACGGUCAAAUGUCCUACGCGACACUGCAACUUCGUUCUGCCGACGAGGGACAAACAGUUUUCUUCACAUGUACCAAGUGCAAAUUCAAAGAAUCCGAAAAUUCAUAACUCGUGUUGCUGUUGCUGUUUUUUAUGUAGAAUCUAUAUUAAGCGUAUUUUGAGAGAUGAAUUAAAACUUUCGAGAUUUUUAUUUUCAUCAAAUGAAA